AUGUCCAGGAGAGAUUUGCCUUUCCAAUAUGACAUUGGACGAAGAAGGAAUUACGAAGGGCGUGGCCGUGAAGUGCAAAUUGAGAACAUCAAAGCAUAUGUUUGUCAACCUGCUUCUGAUACAAGCAAAGCUGUGAUUUUGAUUCAUGAUAUAUAUGGAUGGCAAUUCCCAGACACCAGAUUUGUUGCUGAUAUAGUUGCUUCUAAUGGAUACACAACCAUCUGCCCAGACUUUUUCUUGGGAAAGAAACCUUGGACAUCUAAUGAUCAUUGGCAGAAUUUUGGGGACUGGUUAAAGGAUCGAGAUCCCAUGAAAGUGGACAAGACAGUUGAUAUUGUCUUGAAACAUUUAAGGGAGAAUUAUAAUGCAAUCAAGAUUGGUAUCGUUGGGUUUUCCUGGGGUGGAAUGGCUGUACAUCACUUGAUGCUAACAAAUCCUGAAUUAAAGGCUGGUGUCUCCCUCUGCGGAAUUAUUAGAGAUUCUGAAGUUAGGUAUAAUUUACUAAAUCCCACCUUUUUCAUUUUUGGUGAGAAAGAUCACACCAUUUCUCUUGAACAGGUCUCUUUACUGGAGGAAAAACUUACAAAAUAUUGUAAAGUAAACUAUCAAGUUAAAGUAUAUCCUGGACAAGUUCAUGGCUUUGCUCAGUGUAAGCCUGAAGACAUGAAGCCUGAAGAUAAGCCAUACAUAGAAGAAGCAAGAAUGGAUUUAAUAGAGUGGCUGAAUAGAUACAUUAUGUCUUGAAGCAACAUAUCCCAUUUUAUUCCUUUAACCUCAACAACAGAAUGUC
Molecule: messenger RNA, 790 nt
Organism: Candoia aspera
Lineage: Eukaryota; Metazoa; Chordata; Lepidosauria; Squamata; Candoiidae
Product: carboxymethylenebutenolidase homolog
Exons: 5
Coding region: 1-744 (247 amino acids)
Molecular function (GO): hydrolase activity
Source: RefSeq, a predicted model, not a curated record